UCAACAUGUUGAUUGUAGUAUAGCUAGUUAAAAACCCAUAAUGACAGAACAAAAAUCACCUUUUUUUCUUUAUUUAGCCGUACUUUCGGUUAACUUACACUCCUUUGCCACCGUUUCGUCACUGACAUGGUCCUCUCCGAGUUUGGUGAUCUUGAACAGCAACGACACCAGCAUCAACCCUUUGGGCAGGCCGCUGACGAACCUGGAAGAAUCCUGGAUAAUCUCCUUGAUAGCGCUCGGCGCCGUCGCCGGCAACCUCAUAGCCGCCUACGUAGCCAAGAAAUUGGGCCCGAAAAACGCCCUGAUCGCCUCCGCGGUCCCUUUCAUCGCUAGCUACCUGAUGCUAGCCCACGCGACCACCACCUAUCCGUUCUUCAUAGCCAGAUUCGUAGCGGGAACGUGCGCGAUGUUCAGCAUGGUCAUAAUACCGGGCUACAUUUCCGAGAUAUCGCCGGAUCACAAUCGAGGGUUCUUCAUAAGUCUCACCGGCGCCUCGAUUUCAAUAUCGAAUUUAUUGAAUUACUGCGUCGGGCCUUACUUGAGCAUCAAAGCCAUGGCUUACGUGGUAAACAGCACGAUGGUAUUGUUCUUGCUCAGUUUCGUGCUGUUUGUCCCCGACAGCCCGCAUCGCUUGAUGACAUUGAAGCGGAACGCGAAAGCCGAGAAAAGUUUGAGGAGAUUUCGCGGGAACGAGGACGUCGCGAAAGAAUUGGAUGGCAUUCGCGGCCUCCUGUCGGACAGGGAGACAGAGAAAAUCAACGUUUUCAAAGAGAUGUUAGGUUCUCCUGCUGCUUUAAAGGGAUUAGUGGUUUGUUGUUCGCUGUUCUUCGUGCAGGUAGUCGGUGGUUACGGGUUCAUUCCGACGUAUUUGCAAACUAUAUUCGAAAAAACAGGUGAUGCUAUACCAUCGACUAUUGCUUCGAUUGUGAUUGGGAUUGUGCAGACCAUGGCGACUUUUGCAUGCAGUAUGGUUAUCGAUAGAUUAGGUAGAAAAAAGGUUUUGUACGUGUCUCUAGUAGGUUCUGCUGUACCCCUAGUGUUUUUGGGAUUGUUUUUCUCUUUGAAAAAGUACAAUUAUAACACGGAUAUAAUAUUUUGGAUGCCUCUAGCCGCCUUGAUCGCGUUCUUCGUGUCUUUCUCCUUGGGCGUAGGGCCUAUAGGGUUGAUAAUGAGCGGGGAGCUGUUCACCCCGAACUUUCAAUCGACUUGCGUUAGCAUAUCUCUGAUGUUGAAUUCUGCUCUCGGUUUUUUCUACAUUCUCAUGUUUCCUUUUCUGAUAGAACUCGUAGGAUUUGAGGCUUUGUUGUAUUUCUCCGCUGUAAUGAACUUGCUCGCUAUAGUUUACGUGAAAGUCUGCGUACCCGAAACGAAGGGAAAGAGCCUCGAGGAAAUACAGCGGUUGUUGGGAGGGCAGAUUUGCGAAAAAGAGGAAGUUGUUAAAUAAAAUAUUCGAACUGU
Phyllotreta striolata is the source of this 1458-nucleotide messenger RNA. The record is from the annotation of a GenBank genome assembly. NCBI's taxonomy places the organism in Eukaryota, Metazoa, Arthropoda, Insecta, Coleoptera, Chrysomelidae.